Botrytis porri is the source of this 2028-nucleotide messenger RNA. RefSeq lists its product as uncharacterized. Gene Ontology annotation, molecular function: ubiquitin conjugating enzyme activity. Gene Ontology annotation, biological process: protein K63-linked ubiquitination; DNA damage tolerance. Bases 1 to 2028 code for a protein of 675 amino acids. The transcript has a single exon. Gene Ontology annotation, cellular component: nucleus. Lineage: Eukaryota; Fungi; Ascomycota; Leotiomycetes; Helotiales; Sclerotiniaceae. The record is from RefSeq and is a predicted model, not a curated record.
AUGGCAGAGGAUCCCAAUAUCUUCGAGCCUUGGGUUGACUUCAAGGAAGAACCCGGUUUGAAUGAGCAGUCCAAGUCUACGUCUACAUACAAUUCUAGUCCUGAUACCAAAAUAACUCCACCCUGUGGUGAGAAGUUAUCGAAGAUUCGGGAAAGACAUAAGAAUCUUACCUAUCGAGCCAUCCGAUCUCACUUCAAACAAACGCCACUCAGUGUGCUGAUGGUUAGUAGGGAAAAGGAUCCAUACAAUCGCACCAGGAAUUUAUGCUUACAAUACGAUGCUGUUCAUUCCGACGAUACAACUCCUUAUCUUAGUGUCUGUCCAGCUUCUCUUUAUAGUAGUAGAGUUAGUGGGUUUGGAUCUGUUGUGGACCUCACAAAUGCAAUCGCCUGCAUUGAAGGGCCUUCUGAGAGCCCGUACGCUGGAGGUAUCUUCUUUCUGCACAUUUUUUUCCCUGUUUCAUACCCUCAACGGCCUAUGAAAGUGCGCUUUUUGACUCAGAUUCAUCAUCCGAAUAUCAGUGCAGACGAAGAUCUCCGCAUCCCCAGUAUUACAACCGAAUGGCUUCCGGAGUAUUCUUUGAAAGAUGUUCUUUUGAUGAUAUUCUCACUGCUUAGCGCACCUGAGCUAGAUGAUGAUUCUAUACCUGAGAUUGCGAAGGAAUAUAUCGAUAAUUACAGCGCGUUCUUCGAAAGAGCAAAACUUUCCACAAUCAAACAUGCGUCGAGGGAGCAACUAGAUGUGAGAAAAUUGGUGAUAGAUUGGAUACAAGACUACAUGACCUUUGAUUACACAGUUGCUUCAUGUAAUAAGGCUCUCUUGCUAUGGCGUCAGAACAUAUGGGAGACAUUACCAAAAGAUGGUAACCGCGAGGACAUCAGUUUGCAAUGCGUCAUCCCAGACUCUGCCAUAGUGACCAUAUCUCAGAACCUGAGAAGAUUGUGUAGUAGCGAAAUCGGACUUGGAGAGCUGGACUUGGGUGAAUGGGAUAAGCGUGACCAAUAUCUAAGGGAUAAUUCUUUAUCAUCGCUUGGAAAUACACUGGUUGCAGUGUGGCUCAAGCUUCAAGAUGAAAAAAGAGGUAUUGAAAACGAUAAUUAUAACCUUCCCGGUGGAGCCUCAAAUGAUACUGUCGAAGCGUGCCAGCGUGUGCUUAAGCAGUGGCGUAAUUUAGUAUGGGAUAUGUACCCAGAGAAUACCUUCAGCGACCGUGAAUCCGUCAUACCAAAUUCUGCUAUGCUCACCAUAUCUAACAACCUGGAAAAGAUAGGCUCCGGUCAUAUCAAGCUUGAGCAUUUGGACUUGUGGGAAUGGGAUUACAGCACGCAUUUUCUCGCUGAAGACAACAAAUUUUUUCUUCGGGAACUUCUGCGAAAGUUGUGGGAGCGUGACGUCGAGGCAAGACAGGAAACUACAGAUACAGCUGUUCCAGAAGGCGGUCACGGUUCCAAAAAUGAAGGCCCGAAGUCUCUCCGGAGAGUUCAACUUGGUCUCGAGGCUGAAAGUUCUGCAUCUAGUCAAAACCCAUUGAUUACACGGGCUGGUAUCCGUUCUGGUAGUACUAGAAGAUCAAGGUCCAAGCAAGAACUACAAGUUACAAAAAGUGAACCGAGUACCCAGGUCAAGGAACCAAGGUUCAAGCAGGGAUUCGAAACUACAAAUAUCCCUCCUGGUGCCAUAGCUAACAGCUCAAAGUCUGUUCAGGGAGCAGGAAUUGCAAAAUAUGGACUCGGCUCAGAGACUAGAAGCUCAGACUCUAAUAAGGGACCACAAAUUCCAAAAGGCGAUCUUAAUCCCGACAUGCAAUAUUUGAAGUCUGUACUUGAAAAGCUAAAUUUACCAAACUCGCCAGAGGAUGUCAUUACCGUUGUUGAAAAGAUACAUUACCCAUUUUCGAGCCAUGAUAUCAGUUACUUUGCUGAAAAGCUAAAGUUCCAAAUUCCGGAAGGUAAACUCAGUUCCAUUGUUGAAGAGGCCAACAAACGUGUCAAGAAAAGCAAUGAAGGCAAGAGCUCUGUUACAAAGUAA